Parnassius mnemosyne (clouded apollo) is the source of this 3099-nucleotide messenger RNA. The record is from the annotation of a GenBank genome assembly. NCBI's taxonomy places the organism in Eukaryota, Metazoa, Arthropoda, Insecta, Lepidoptera, Papilionidae.
AUGGCUAACGACAGUGAUAUGAGAUCACUUCUUACAAUUUCCUCCGAACGUAGCACGCAGUCUGCAGUCCGUAAAUGGAGGAACGUUCCGCUUCAUGAACGAUGUUCCAUGAAUGAUAUGGUUAAGAUCAAGGAAGCUUUUGAGGCGGCCCACGGAAACAAGCUCCUGGCUAAUGAGUUCAGAGAUCUGUUGAAGAUAUUACUGAACGUAGAAUACGACGAUGAAGAUUUCAAAAUACUUUUUAUGAAGAUCAACACGAGCCGCGACGGGGAAAUCGACUGGGACCAGCUGGUGUCUCACUUGCUCCUAGGCUACUUCGGCAACGACCAAGAGGACCAGCGAGAAUUGCUGCAAUUGCCAAUUAUGGGUCUGCCGAAGAUCAUGCGUUCUCAACAUCGCCACCCGAUCUCCAGGAUCUGCUUCUGUCCUGAUGUCGCUAAAGAUCGUAGCACAGACCCCAUGCAAGGCGCUUACAUCACGGCGAGCCGCGACGGCAUGAUCAACUGGUGGUCGCUCGAUAUGACAUUAUUAAGGACUGCGUAUUCCUCCAGCCCUCAGCUGAAAGUGCGCACCACUUGGGUAACGGAUAUGGUGUGCAUGCCGGACGUGAACAUCGUCGUGACCAGCUCAACCGAGCGUGAACUUCGCUUCUACGACUGCAUUGCCGGCACCUUCACACUGAAGAUCGUCAUCUCAAGCUGGGAGUACAUGAUAUGCACAAUGUACUACCACUUUCACAAAGAGCUGACGGAAAACUGCCUCCUGAUCUGUGGGGAUGUAGGUGGCUUCGUGCGCGUGCUGCAGUUUUCUCCAGUACUGCGUGGGCCCUUCCGCAACCAGCCUGAAAAGGCGCUACAGCUACUGCGGCACGUCGAUCUCCAGAAGCGGCCCCAGCUGCUGCCAGAGUUGCAGCUGGUGGAGUUCCCGCGCGCGCACAGUGAGUGGGUGCGCCAGGUGUCGUACUACGCGUCGCUGCACUGCGUCGUGUCUUGCGCCACCUGCCCCGAAGCACUGCUCAUGUGCGACCUCGCAGCCUCCCGGACACACACCACCUUCCACGUGGACAAGGGCGUCCAGUGCUUCGCUUUUGACGAGGAGGCGCACGUGGUGGUGACGGGUGGUCCGGACUGCACGGUGCGAGUAUGGAACUCGUUCGUGGCUAGCUCGGCCAGUGCAGUGCUGCAGGGCCACCGCGCAGGUGUGGUGGCGCUGGUACUGCAGGACAACGCCCGCUUCGCCUACUCUUUGGCGAGGGACCGUAUUAUCAAGGUCUGGGAUCUGCAGUCGCAAACCUGUUUACAGACAUAUAUAGACAUCCCGUCACUAAUUGGCGAGCGGACCCCCAUCUCUGCCGUGUACAACCCAGCCACGCGCGAGUUCAUCCUGGCUGCCAUCAAGAUAGCCGUGCUGAUUCUCGAUGAGCAGCUCAACCCCCAGCACACUGAUGGGUUCACGCACUCGCGCGCCGUCGCUAAAGUCCUGUACAACCCACUGUUCAAAGUAGUCAUCACUUGCGGCAUGGACAGCAUUAUUAUCAAUUGGGAUCCACUGACAGGUAAACGCAACGUGGUGGUGCGACGCGCGCACACGCGGCUGGUGCAGGGUGAGCUGGUUCCCGUGGAGCUGACGGCCGCCUGCUUCGACCCUGCGAACCAGCUGCUGCUCACCGGCGCCAGGGACGGCACGCUCAAGACGUGGAACUUUAACACUGGCGUAUGCUUGAGAAAAAUGGAGAUUGAACACAUGUGCGAGGUUACCAGCUGUUUUUGGGUAGAAGGAAGGAUCCUCGCGGUGGGGUGGAACCGGCACGUAACGGAGUUCGAAGAGGGCGGGUUGUCGUCGCUGGGCAAGGCGUGGGAGACGCGGCACAGCGAUGACGUGCUGGCGGCCGCCGCGCGCCCCCCACUCUCGCUCGCCACCGCCUCCUACGCCUCGGAGUUGCUGCUCUGGAAGCUGGAGACCGGCCAGGCCUACAGACGGUUCUCGUGUACGGAGCCGACACUGCGUAUCAAGAUGCAGUACAGCAAGCGCGCCGCGUCGCCGCAACCCACCCCCGCGACACCGUCUCAACCGCAUCGCGUCUCCGCUGUCUUCCGACCCAGCUUGAGCCCGAGGGGCCGAGGCCGGCGCGUAUCGAGCGUUUCGCUGCCGGCACAGGUGCAACGCAUGCGCCAGCUCGCCGUGCACGCCAUGAUAUUCCUGGAGACGCGCCCCUUCAGCAUGCAUGUCGCAUCGCUCAUGCUUGCUCUGGAGAACGGACAAGUGCAAUGCUGGUCCGACCACCCGGCUGGUGGGUACAAAGGUUCGUUCCAAGGCAUCCACACAGCCGGAGACUAUGUGUCCGCGUUCGCCACGGAUGUCAAUAACGAUUACCUGUUCACUGGCACCACCGUGGGCUAUGUUAAAGUUUGGCUCAUGACCAACUACCUCACUGAAGAGAAGGUGCACAUCAGCAUGCCUCGGCUGCGGCUGCGGUUCCCGUUCCUGUGGCGCGACCGCGUGGAGGGGCGCGCCAAGCGCAGCGUGCGCGACCAGCCGCUGCCGCUGCUGCUCAACAGCUACCGCGCGCACCUGCGCUGCGUCACCUCCCUCGCGUACCUCGACCACCACGAGCUGCUGCUUACUGGAAGCUCGGACUACAGCGUGCGCGUGUGGCGGCUGUCAGGCGAAUACCUACAGACGCUGGGCAGCUUUGUGCCCUGGACCCUAGACACCACGCGGUUCCCGCCAGACGUGAAGAAAGUCGCCAGUUCUACUACUUUCAAGGUGUGGCGCGGAGGCCAUGUGUCUCGCUACGUGCCAGGGCGCGUGGCGCCGGACGUAUCGGACGUGGGCGCGGCCGAGCUGCGCACGCGCACGUGGGGCGCGGCGCCGCGCGGCGCGCUGCUGGGCGCACACACGGCGCUGCCGCCGCGCCCCGACCCGCAGCCGCCGCCGCGCCUCGACCGCUCGCUGCCCACCAUCCCGCUGUACACGCACAUGCGCGUGAGCGGCACGCAGGCGGUGCGGCGGCCGCCCACGCCCGAGCUGGUGCGCGCCACGCGGCUGCGGCGCGGCGCCACGCCGGCGCGCCGCACCAGGUUCGGCGCGCCGCUCUAG